UUGCAGAUAAUAAUCGGUCAUUUUGGGAAGAUGUAACUUGGAAGGAGUCCAUUCAUGAGUCUGGUGGGAGUUUUAUCAGCUGAAGAGUUAACUGUGCAGACAGGAACUCAACUCUGAUACAGGAGGUGCAGGACUCAGAAUGGAGGAGACGUUGCAACAAGAGAAACCAGAGUCGGAAUAUAAAAAUGAGAAUGAAGAUCAAGGUGGGAUCCGUCGCCGGUUGCGGGACAGGGACCUCCUCAGAAAGAGGAAGGCUGAAGCAGAGGCGAAGGAAACUAACCAGUGGGUUUUGGGGCUGGAGAGCCAGAGGAAAAGACCAAGAGCUGAGCAGAAGGGUGGCUCAAGGAAGAGAGGGAGGCCCAGAAAGAGUGAGGUCACACCAGAGAUCCCUUUCCUUCAGGAGGAAACAGCACCAGCUCAGGAUGCUCCUGCUGUAGUGGUGGUGCCUGAACCUGUGGAUUUGAUCCCAGCUCAAGCAUCAGGCUCUUUGACCCCUUUACUUGCUGUGGGCAGUGACAUGUUUGAAUCCCCGCCAGCACCUGUCAUUGCUGCCCCAGCUCCUAUGCUGUUUGGGUCUCUGCAAAGCCCCCUCUUUGCUCCCACUCUGAUUUCUCGUGCUCCAGCUCCAGUGAACCCGAUUCCAGCCCUUGUUUCACCCUCAGUUCUUGCUCCCGCCAAAGUUCUAGAUACGGCUUCAGUUCCUGCCCAAGAUUCAUCUCCAGCUCCAGAUGCUGUUCCCGUCCCAGCUGUGUCCCGAGACCCUGUUCCAGCUGUAGCUCAAGUGGAGACUCUUUACACAGAGUCACAAGACAGGGUGGCCCUUGACCAGGUCCUGAUUGAAGACUUGGGCUCAGAUGAGGAGGAUGACAUCCCUCCAACUCAAGACAAAAGAGCUGAUGAAGAUCUGAGUGAGACACCGUUGAUCAAUGUGCCCGAACAAAAUAAAUUGUUGAGAAUUCCACUCUAUUCCUCACCGCCUCCGCCACAAGACUAUCUCUCAGGAAAUUGAUCCUAAUUUUCUAAAGCACACUUUUUAGAUACUGCCUCAGCUCAGAUUGCUUCUCAUUUUGGUCACAAUUUGUAUCUGAUUGUUGCAUUGAUCAGUGUUCAGCCUUCUGGCCAUAAGAGAACAGAAAUGAUGAGUGUAUGCAUUGCUUGUUUGAAAAAUGAAUGAAUUCAAAUUAAACCUAUAUGCUUAUUUAUUGUUGGUUUGUGCCUUGCUGCGACACUUGUGAAUUUUGUAUUUUGAAUUGAAUACACAGCAACUUUUGCCUGCUUUUAUUUAAAAAUAAAUGAUAAUAAUCAUUGGUACAAAAAAUAUAUUUUUAAUUGUGGAUUUAUUUCGAUGGAUUUUGUAAAAGUUGUUUUUCACUUAAUAAAAUAAACUGCUAACGUCA
Scomber scombrus (Atlantic mackerel) is the source of this 1397-nucleotide messenger RNA. It is a transcript of the gene hemgn, whose product is annotated as hemogen. The record is from RefSeq and is a predicted model, not a curated record. Lineage: Eukaryota; Metazoa; Chordata; Actinopteri; Scombriformes; Scombridae. Bases 140 to 1009 code for a protein of 289 amino acids. The transcript has 5 exons.